AUGUCAGAUAUUUUUUCGAAUCCUGAAUGCAAACGAGAUGUGCCUUCGUUUAUAGAACCCCGUCCUCCACUUAUUACUAAUCCGUUUAUGAGACGCCGUCCACAAAAGGGCACUAAUCUAAUGGAUUUAUUUGACGAAGAAUCAACGUGUGAUGAACCAGAAUUAGUGCAAGUAUAUUUGCGUUUAAAACCGUGUACUAUCCCCAGCAAUUUAUACGAAGUUCGAGGUGAUAGAUAUUUGAUUACCUCUCUCGACACAACUACAGCGGGCCAUGGACGAAAGACACAACAUCAUGUAUCCAAAAUGUACACAUUUUCACAUAUAUUUCCUGAGAAUAUAUCUCAAAAAGAAAUUUUUGACCAUGUAGUAAAGGAUAAUUUAAAAAAGUUGGCAGAAGGUCGAAGUUUUACCUUGCUUACUUAUGGUGCAUCAGGUUCUGGGAAAACAUAUACACUUAUGGGCACUGUGGCAUCUCCAGGCUUAGUGCCAAGGUCGUUAGAAUAUUUAUUUAAUAAUCUAGAAGUCCAGACACAUCCAGUUUAUAAGCCAGCUGAAAGAGGCUUUGACUCUUUGAGUUAUUCUUCUCAAGAAUAUGAACUAUUGUUUGUGAAGAGAUUAAGGAAAUUAUCUGCCUCAUUAAGAGAUAAAUAUAGAAGAAUGAGCUGUCAACUAAGAACAGACUUAAGGGGUAGUGUUUUAGACUUAUCAAAAUCGAAGCAUUAUAUUUGGGUUUCCUUUAUCGAAAUAUACAAUGAAGGUAUUUAUGACUUACUUGCCGGGUCUGAUCGUAGAGCGGCAAAACUUCAGAUUCGGGAAGAUUCAAAUGGAAAUGUGUAUGUAAAGGGAGCCACUCAAGCCUUUGUCCGCUCUGGUGAAGAAGCAUAUGAUGUAAUGGUAGCUGGAAAACAUAAUUUACAAGUUGCGGCGACCGGUGUACACGCACAAUCAUCGCGCUCACACUGCAUUUUCACCAUUACUAUGCUUACGGAAAAAGAUGGCAGUAUCGUGACGUCAUGUGUACGUCUAUGCGACUUGGCGGGAAGCGAGCGAGCGCGUCGUACGCGCAACACGGGUGCUCGUAUGCAAGAGUCACGUGCGAUUAACACGUCAUUGCACUACCUUAUCGGGAGUCAAAAUUAA
Molecule: messenger RNA, 1140 nt
Organism: Pieris macdunnoughi
Lineage: Eukaryota; Metazoa; Arthropoda; Insecta; Lepidoptera; Pieridae
Source: the annotation of a GenBank genome assembly